GCCCCUCUUUGCCCCUGUCCCCCGCUGUCCGAGCACAAUGACACCUCGCCGCGCUGUACCCGCGCUCCGCGAUGCCCUUCAGGUAGAGCGCGCACACACGGCUGGCUGAACUGAAGGCAGAAGAAGAGGCGCGCGCCGAGGAGGACAUUUACAGGACCGUGGGAUGUUUUCAAUGCGCUUCUGUGUUAAUUCUCUGGCCGGCGCGAUUCCUUCCUUUUGCACAGAAGCUGCUCUCGCCGUGAAGAAGGACCCUACAUCUGAGUGCAGUGCCUGCAUAGACGAAAACAAUAGCACAAAUCCAAGACAGCAAAUGAGCUGUGACAUAGAGCAACUAAGGGGUAAUCAGGACACCGCAGCACCUCCUGAAACAAUGGCACAGCCUUAUGCUUCCGCCCAGUUUGCAUCCCCUCAGAAUGGCAUCCAUGCAGAAUACACGGCCCCCCACCCCCACCCCCACCCUCACCCACACCCCGCCCCAGACUACACAGGGCAGACGACAGUUCCAGAGCACACGUUAAACAUGUACCCCCCAGCACAGACGCACAGUGAACAGAGUGGGCCAGACACCACUGCACAGACAGUCUCCGGUACCGCCACACAGACAGACGACUCAGCACAGACCGACAGUCAGCAACAGACACAGUCCUCAGAAAACACAGACAGCAAGACACAGCCAAAGCGGCUCCAUGUCUCCAAUAUUCCUUUCAGGUUUCGAGAUCCAGAUCUCAGGCAAAUGUUUGGUCAAUUUGGCAAAAUCUUAGAUGUUGAAAUCAUUUUUAACGAGCGAGGAUCUAAGGGAUUUGGUUUUGUAACUUUUGAAAAUAGUGCUGAUGCGGACAGGGCGAGGGAGAAAUUACACGGCACGGUGGUAGAAGGCCGUAAAAUAGAGGUUAAUAAUGCAACAGCACGGGUAAUGACAAAUAAAAAAACAGUUAAUCCUUAUGCAAAUGGCUGGAAGUUGAAUCCAGUGGUGGGUGCAGUGUACAGCCCAGAAUUCUAUGCAGUGCCAGGCUUCCCGUAUCCCGCUGCAACAGCAGCAGCUGCGUACAGAGGGGCACACUUGAGAGGCCGCGGACGCACAGUCUACAACACAUUUCGGGCAGCAGCGCCCCCGCCACCAAUUCCUGCCUACGGCGGAGUUGUAUACCAAGAUGGAUUUUAUGGUGCAGAUAUUUAUGGUGGUUAUGCUGCCUAUAGAUAUGCCCAACCUGCAACUGCCACUGCUGCUGCCUACAGUGACAGUUACGGACGAGUUUAUGCUGCCGACCCAUACCACCACACACUUGCUCCAGCAGCCACAUACAGCGUUGGUGCCGUGAAUGCUUUUGCACCCUUGACUGAUGCCAAGACUAGGAGCCAUGCUGACGAUGUCGGUCUCGUUCUUUCUUCAUUACAGGCUAGUAUAUACCGAGGGGGAUACAGCCGUUUUGCUCCAUACUAAAUGACAAAAACCAUAAUAAAACCUUCCAGUGGGAACAAAAAAAGAAGCUUUCCGAGGCCUGGGUAUUGCAAUACAUGCAGUAGUGCAUCAUUUUAUUAUCUCUAAAAAAAAGAGGUGGAAAGAAAAAAAAAAAAACAUUUUUUAUCUUAUACCUCAGAUAUUUUGUUCAGUGUAUUUUAAUGUGGAUCUUUAAUUUUUAAAGGAUAUAUAGAUUGUUGGCUGUAGAGGUUUCUGUGGUGAUCUAGAAAGCUGCUAGAUAUAAAGGAAAUGAAAGUAUUAAAAGCCACAAUCAAGAGCGCUUUAUCAUGUAAAUUACAUUAGAUAUGAUAAAUAUUAAGAUGUUUUGGGGUUCUCGCUUUUUGUAAGUGUGACUAAAGUAGUCAUGUUGUUUUUCAUAUUUUUACAUUGCCUUUUAUUUUAAUUUCAUUUGAUUUACUUGGUUUGAUUUUGACAGGGACAAAAAAGGGAAGUGUUCGGGGUUGGGGUGGGAGUUGGUUCAGGUGAAAAGUGGCUGGGAAAACAGUCACUGAUUCCCAGUAUAUUCUGUACAGUUUAUAAGGGAGGGCACUACUGUACUUAUUCUAAUAGAUGUCUUUCAUCAUUCACUAUCCAAAGCCAAAGGUUUUGUUUCUGGGGUGUCAGGAGGCACUUCUACAUAUAAAAUUUUAUGUAGAAGUUGCCUAAUGGCACCCCAAAAUAUGUUCACCUAGGCAGUGUUUAACUGUUUAACCAUCUAGAAGGAAAAUUAGACCAUUAAAAACAUAGUUUUUAUAUUACUUCCAAUAAAUAAAUUAUUGAUACCAUUGCUGACUUUUAUAUUAUGGGAGGAAAAACAUAACAAUAAUAAAUAAGGUGAUAAAAGCACUGUUUCUAUUUUUCUUUUUUCUUUUUUCCAGAAAGAAAGAAAUAAACUAGAACUGUUUCUACCAGUUUAAACUAGAAAAAAAGUUGCAAAUGUAUAAUAUUCAAACUGUGCAGUGGAAAUGGUCUGUUAUAGAAAAUACGCAAAUUACGAUGUUUUAGAUUUAGUCGAGUAGACAAAAUGAUAGAGAAGGUGUCAUUUUUAUGGAAU
Molecule: messenger RNA, 2513 nt
Organism: Scleropages formosus (Asian bonytongue)
Lineage: Eukaryota; Metazoa; Chordata; Actinopteri; Osteoglossiformes; Osteoglossidae
Product: RNA binding protein fox-1 homolog 1-like
Exons: 14
Coding region: 164-1441 (425 amino acids)
Biological process (GO): nervous system development; regulation of alternative mRNA splicing, via spliceosome
Cellular component (GO): nucleus; cytoplasm
Molecular function (GO): mRNA binding
Source: RefSeq, a predicted model, not a curated record